AUCCGCAAACAGUGGUACCAGCUUCUAGUCUCAAUGUGAGGUUUGACUCCAGGACGAUGAAUUUAAGUUGGGACUGCCAAGAAAACACAACCUUCAGCAGGUGUUUCUUAAUUGACAAGAAGAACAGAGUCGUGGAACCCAGGCUCGGUAACAACGAAUGUUCGUGCACAUUUCGUGAAAUUUGUCUACAUGAAGGAGUCACAUUUGAGGUUCACGUGAAUACCAGUCAAAGAGAAUUUCAGCAAAAACUGCUUUAUCCAAACUCAGAAAGGGAGGGUACCGCUGCUCACAAUUUCUCCUGUUUCAUCUACAAUGUGGAUUUCAUGAACUGUACCUGGGCGAGGGGUUCGACGGCCCUCCAUGACGUCCAGUAUUUUUUGUACAUACAAAACUCAAAGAGAAAGAGGGAGAUCCAGUGUCCUUAUUACAUACAAGAUUCGGGAACCCAUAUGGGAUGUCACCUGGAUAACCUGUCAGGAUUAACGUCUCGCAAUUACUUUCUGGUUAAUGGAACCAGCCGAGAAAUUGGCAUCCAAUUCUUCGAUUCACUUUUGGACACAAAGAAAAUAGAACGAUUCAACCCUCCCGGCAAUGUCACUGUACGUUGCAACAGGACGCACUGCCUUGUACGGUGGAAACAGCCCAGGACCUAUCAGAAGCUGUCGUACCUGGACUUUCAGUACCAGCUGGACGUCCACAGAAAGAAUACACAGCCUGGCACUGAAAACAUACUGAUUAAUGUUUCUGGUGAUUUGGAAAAUAGAUACAACUUUCCAAGCUCUGAGCCCAGAGCGAAACAUAGUGUGAAGAUCAGAGCUGCAGACGUCCGCAUCCUGAAUUGGAGUUCCUGGAGUGAAGCCACUGAAUUUGGCUCUGACCGCAGAAACCUCAGCUCUGUGUGCAUUUACAUGCUCCUGAUCAUGGGAACCCUUGUCUGUGGCCUCAUCCUUGGCUUCCUCUUUAAAAGGUUCCUUAGGAUACAGCAACUGUUCCCACCAGUUCCACAGAUCAAAGACAAACUGAAUGAUAACCAUGAGGUGGAAGACGAGGUCAUCUGGGAGGAAUUCACCCCAGAGGAAGGGAAAGACUACCGCGAAGAGGUCUUGGCGGUGAAGGAAAUUACCUGAGACCCAGAGGGUGUAGGAAUGGCGUGGACAUCUCCGCCUCCGCGACACUGGGGAACUGUUUUCUUGCUGAUGAUGCCGUGAGCCUUUAUAUCAUUUUCCAUGUUUUUAUUUAAAAACAUGAUAUUUGGGGCCAGGCGCGGUGGCUCACGCCUGUAAUCCCAGCACUUUGGGAGGCCAAGGUGGGCAGAUCACCUGAGGUCAGGAGUUCACGACCAGCCUGCCCAACAUGGUGAAACCCCAUCUGGACUAAAAAUGCAGAAAUUUACCCAGACGCGGUGGUGGACGCCCAUCAUCCCAGCUACUCGUGAGGCUGAGGCAGGAGAAUUGCUCGAACCCGUGAGGCGGAGGUUGCAGCGAGCCGAGAUUGCGCCAUUGCACACCAACCUAGGUGACAGAGCAAGAUUGCAUCUCAAAACAAAUAAUAAUAAUAAAUAAUAAAAACCUGAUAUUUGGCUGGGCA
This is a messenger RNA of Nomascus leucogenys (northern white-cheeked gibbon), 1587 nucleotides long. RefSeq names its product granulocyte-macrophage colony-stimulating factor receptor subunit alpha-like. Gene Ontology annotation, biological process: cytokine-mediated signaling pathway. Lineage: Eukaryota; Metazoa; Chordata; Mammalia; Primates; Hylobatidae. Gene Ontology annotation, cellular component: external side of plasma membrane; membrane. Gene Ontology annotation, molecular function: protein binding; cytokine receptor activity. The annotation marks the transcript as partial. The record is from RefSeq and is a predicted model, not a curated record. The transcript is spliced from 10 exons.